Gymnogyps californianus (California condor) is the source of this 3799-nucleotide messenger RNA. RefSeq names its product N-acetyltransferase domain containing 1 (gene NATD1). The transcript is spliced from 3 exons. The coding region runs from base 81 to 413 and encodes 110 amino acids. The record is from RefSeq and is a predicted model, not a curated record. NCBI's taxonomy places the organism in Eukaryota, Metazoa, Chordata, Aves, Accipitriformes, Cathartidae.
CCCCCGGCGCCGCCCUCGGGAUUCCGGGGUGGGACCCGGCGCUGCCGGGGGCUCCGUGUCGCGUACGGCCCGGCCCGGCCAUGGCGCACUCGGCGCCGCUCGGCCUCCUGGAGCAGGGCUGCCCCAUCCAGGUGGAGCACGAUCGGAAGCGGCGGCAGUUCACCGUGAGGCUGAACGGUUGCCACGACAAGGCGGUGCUGCUCUACGAAUACGUGGGGAAGCGGAUUGUGGACUUGCAGCACACAGAAGUACCAGACGCCUAUCGAGGGAGAGGAAUAGCCAAGCACCUCGCGAAGGCAGCCCUGGACUUCGUGGUGGAGGAGGACCUGAAAGCUCACCUGACGUGCUGGUACAUUCAGAAAUACGUCAAGGAGAACCCGCUGCCGCAGUACCUGGAACACUUGCAGCCUUAAGGCAGGACUGCUCUGACACCAGCGCGCCUGUCCCUGACUGUUCAACGCGGCCUUCGCUUCUCUGCGGUCUCAGGAAACCCCCCUCCCACACUCACAAUUCCCAUUUUUUUAAGCACAUCCAUGUGGUGCAUGAGUGUGGGCACGACCUCCUCCUCUCUGCCCACGUGUGAGCAUGGCUACGGCCCUUGGGCCAGGCUGGCUCCGGGCACACGUGGUGUCCCCCAGUGCUCACCCCAAGCCAGGGGGUGGAAGAGGAUGAUUUUUCCACCAAACUCCAUCACAAGACCAGGGGAUGACUCGAUCUGCACCUCAUCCUCUCCCCUCCACUUGGCGACAGCUGUGAACUUGCUGGGGGAUGUUGGUUAGGGCUGGUUGUGGGGUACCAGUCCCCCUUUCCUCCCAGCAGCUGGGGGAGAUGCUGUGGAUUAAGCCUUGUGGGACAGAGGGAGGUGCUGGAGGAGCCCCAGCCCCGUGGCAGGUUCAUCCCCUGCAGCAUCUGUUGGGCGCCAAGCCUUGCCCAACCCCACGUGGAGUACAGAUGAGAACGUGUGGGCCAUGGUGGCACCUCGGGGGCUUUGCUGCACCGGUUGUGGAGACACUGGGACGGUGACACCUUCAAGCCUAGAGACAGGAGCCAUGUGAGGAGCGGGUUUCGGCCGCAGGGGCUGCGGCAGAGCAUAUGCAACGUGAGUGCGCAGAGGAAGAAAGGUGGCUGAGUUGCAGAUGCUGCUCCCCAGAGAUGCCAGCUCUUGCCCAGCCUUCUGUACAUAGCCCCAGCAUGGCACCCCUGCAGGGUCACAGGCUGUUGUUCCUAUCUCUGCUCCCUGCUAUCGGUGUUGACUGUGCUGGUGUGGACGCAGCCUGCUCAGGAGAAGAGCACCAGCCCCCACAGCCAGCCCUGGCCUAAGCAAAGAGGGGACAUCCUAUGCUUUUGCAGGCACCAGGGUGGUUUCCUGCAGCUGAAGAGGGAGGCUCCCGCCAUCUCCCUCAGCUCCAGCUCUGCACCCCUGUCUGUGCCCCAGAUCGUAAGGCGCCCCAGAUCGUAAGGCCUGAGCUGUCAUCGCAUCCUGAGAGCAAAGGGAGUAAGGCCUCCGGGACCUGCUCCUGGCCUGUCUCCAGGGCUUGAUGCUAGAGCCGCCUGCCUCCGCAUGGAUGCUGAUCGCUUUUCCUUACAGCCUUUGGAAAGAAGCCCUGGCUCAGGGCAUUACCUGUCUGCUCACUGGCCUCCUCGCAGCUCCAAGCCUAGGGUGCUGGCAGCAUCAUGGGGUCCUCAGCCAGCAGCAGGAACACCUUCGUGUCGUGCUGUUACCUCUGUGGAUGAUGACCCUGUAGCACAGCUCAGCGUUGCCACAGUUGGAUGUAGAGGUAACACCAUGAUGGCAGGGCACUGCCUGGUUCCGGCUUGCUGCCUGUCCUGCCUUGCCCAGGCUUUCCAAGGGCCUGAGGUAAACCCCAGAGCAUCUUCCCCCGAGCUCUUGGGAUUCUGCAGUGUCCCAGGGCUGGGCUGUGGUGGGGGAGAUGGCGCUGCCGGCACGCCAGCCCUGAGCAGCUGCUGGGGGCUGCAGCCAGGCAGAACGAGAUAAAGAGCCUUUCACCUGGAGGCCAAAUCCAAACCUAGCUUAUCUCUCAGCAGAGACUAAAGUUUACAAUCUGUGCUACAGACCGAAUGAAGCCGCAGCCAAGAGGCAGCUCAGCCCUCUCCCAGAGCCCCGUGCAAAGUCCGUGGUGGCAAAGGCAAAAGCUCCUACAACCUUCUCUCCUAGUUGGGUUGGUCAGAGAUGGAGACCCUGUGCCUGAUCUCAGCCAGGGAGGCCCUGAGCUGUUCCUCCUGGCCACCGGCUCGAGGUGAAGCCCUGCCGCCUGCCUGUGCUUUUGGGCUGCCCACCGCCGACAUAACGCAGCCCUCUGCCCACAGGCUUGAGUAAAACCUCCCAAACUCCAUCCCUGCCCUGCCACGCCGCAGGCUGUGAGACCUCUCCCUGUGUCCACCACCUGCCUGGGGAGGGAUCUGUGCCCGGUGGCAGACCCAUCUCUGGCUUGUGCUGCUCAGGAAAGGCAUCGGGCUCAGCCCUGCCGCUGCCUCGCGUUUCUGCCCUCUUGCUGCUUAUUUCAGCCUGGCUGCGACCUUCAGGAUGGCUUAGAGGGACUGGGAAAGGGUGGCAGGUAAUGAACUAAAGAAAAGGGACUCAAGAAGAAAUCUCGGCUGCUAAAUGUUCACUCUUUAACAUGCAAAACACACUUCAACAGAUAGUUACAGGAGCAAGGCUGGCUCUGUUACAGCCAAGUGAUGACAGAACUGUCCCUGCUCUUGAUCUCAAGGUGAAGCUGAACCCUCUCUCUUGCAAGCCAAGAUAAGACAUCGUUGUAUCUUCGUCACAGCGGGGCUGGGUGCUUGGAAGAGAUGUGUGCCUGGUUGCCUCAUGGGAGCAAUAGUAUGAGCCCAGUGCUGCAAGCCUCUGCCCUGGUUUUGUGCUCACUUCUGCCGUGUGACAGUUCCCAGAAGUACCCCGUCGUGUCUGCCGCAUGAGAGCGGCUUGCUGGAGGGUGUGCUGUGGUCACUGCACCAGCAGCGUCCAAGCCUGGCUCUGGAGCCCUUCAUGCUGCUCUGGCAGGAACCUCGUGCUUCCUGGUGCUGGAUCACAAGGGGCGAUUGCUGCCUUAAAUCAGGCACAGCACGUGGUUUUGCUGCUGCUUCCCUUCGAGGUGCUACAAUCCCUCCGGUGUCUGACCUGACGGAGACAUGUGCCAGUGUCCGUGCCAACCGUUUCACCGCUGUACCUGGUCUUCCCUUCCCUGUGGUCUUCGAUGUCGGCGAAUAGCAAUACCCGCAGGUCACCAGCCAUGCCGUGGUCCACGGUGCUCCUGUGAUCUGGCACUGCUGGGCAGAAGAUGGCUUGGGGUCCCUCGGUUUUGGGCAGCCCUCCCUCCUGCCUCUCCACUAGCUGCCCUUUCCUGGCUGGUCUCUGCAGGAAGGAGCUUUGAGUCCUGUGCUGCCCCUUGGUGCUGACUAAGCCUGGAGGAGUUGGGGAUCCUGGACUCUCUCUGGCAACAGGAAUGUGGAAGUGGUUUGGUUGAAUAUUGGGGUCCCCAAACCCAUUUGAACUACAGACCUUGGUGGGUGGGGAAAUGCAGAGUGCUGUCAAACCUGCUUCCACAUCGCCCAACUUGAAACGCCCCCUCCCUCGUCCGCUUCCCAGCAUUGUCUUCCUCUGUCCAAGGUUUCCAUUCUGUUGAAUUUGGUGGUUACGAUGUGCCUUUCCUUCUCAGGACCUGUUACAAAUGACCUUUCUGCUUUUGUUUAUGUCUAACAUUUAUCCCUCCCUCUGUCAUACUAUAAAACCUGAACAUAAUGCAUGGAAUACAAUAAAAAGUGUGGCUUAACUGAC